Myripristis murdjan (pinecone soldierfish) is the source of this 1834-nucleotide messenger RNA. RefSeq names its product cytokine induced apoptosis inhibitor 1 (gene ciapin1). Bases 278 to 1213 code for a protein of 311 amino acids. NCBI's taxonomy places the organism in Eukaryota, Metazoa, Chordata, Actinopteri, Holocentriformes, Holocentridae. The transcript is spliced from 9 exons. Gene Ontology annotation, biological process: iron-sulfur cluster assembly. Gene Ontology annotation, cellular component: cytoplasm. The record is from RefSeq and is a predicted model, not a curated record. Gene Ontology annotation, molecular function: iron-sulfur cluster binding.
GAGCAGGUAACCUCUAGCCGGCCAGCAGCGGGGUUAUGUCGGGUUAGUGCCGGGGUCCGUCACACAGAUCACACAGGAGAACCGGCUGGUUUUAUUGAGAGAGGCGGCGGGUUUGUUUGCGGCGGUAAAAGCCAGUUUGGGUGAAGUUUAUCGGCACCGUGCGGCUCCGUCCUGCGUCACGCCGCUGCUGUCGGAGCGCGUCGGCGGGUCAACACGGUCAGGCGCUAGCUGCUGCUGAAAACACCUGAAAACACCUGAAAGCCAGGCUGAAGAGGCCAUGGCAGACCUGGGCAUCAAAGCAGGAGACAAGGUGAUGGUGGUUUGGACGCAGCCCUCAGCACCAGAGGCCUUGAAAGAGAUGGUGGAGAGCUUCAACUCCACUGUUGGAGCAGACGGCCGCGUGUCAGUGGAGAACAUGGAAUGGCUGUUGCGUUCCUGCCAUGCGGCGUCCUCGUUCGACUGGGUGCUGUCCUGCCUGCUGGCUGACAGCUCCUCCAUCCACCAGCCUGACACACUGGCAGAGAUCGCCAGAAUCCUCAAACCUGGCGGGAGGCUCAUCCUGGAGGAACCAGUUACAGGAGUUGAGAGUCAAAUUGUGAGGACCGUUGAGAAGCUGACAUCUGCUCUGAAGUUGUCUGGCUUCAUGUCGGUGGCAGAGGUUAGCAAAGGAGAGCUGACUCCAGAGGCGCUGAGCUCCCUCAGGACGGCCACAGGUUACCAAGGAAACACCUUGUGUCGGCUCCGCAUAUCAGCCUCCAAACCCAGCUUUGAGGUGGGAUCAUCCCAGCAGCUUAAACUGUCUUUCGGCAAAAAGACAGCUAAGCCAGCUGAGAAACCCGCUCUUGAUGCCAACACCGCCAUGCUGUGGAACAUCUCUGCCAACGAUUUGAAUGACGACGAUGUGGAGCUGGUGGAUUCUGAUGCUCUGCUGGAUGAAGACGACCUGAAGAAACCGGACCCAGAAUCUCUGAGAGCGCCCUGUGGAACCGGAGCUGGCAAGAAGAAGAAAGCCUGCAAGAACUGCUCAUGUGGCCUUGCUGAGGAGUUGGAACAAGAGUCCUCAGGAAAGAAGAAACCUCCGGGCAAAUCUGCAUGUGGAAGCUGUUAUCUGGGCGAUGCCUUCCGAUGUGCCAGCUGCCCGUACGCGGGUAUGCCAGCGUUCAAGCCAGGAGAAAAGAUUAAGCUGGACUCAAAGACACUGAUGGAUGCCUAAAAGCCCACAGCUCACAUCUGUAUUUCAGCCUGCAGCACACGACAUUCCUUUGUAUUCCAUCCAGCCGGAGACGCCCCUGAAGCCCAAGGAGACACUCAGUAAAUGUGAAAAUGUUGCUCUGAGCGAUGCUUUUUAAAGUCGACCUCACAGUAAAUAUGCAUAUUUUUCUGCCCUGGAUCUUGGUGAGACGGCAGCAGCUGUUUGACUGUUUCAGAGCAAGCACUGCACUGCACAGAAACUUUGCCCUCGCACAUUAAAAUAAGAAAAUGUUCCUCUGAGAUUGAGGGACGAGCAGUUCAGCCUUAACAGUCUGUCUGAUUUAAAAAGAAAAGUAAAGCUUUGAUGCUUAUGAUUUUCCCAACUAUUCAAAAUGUGGGAUUUUUCCAAGGGUUUAAAUGAGUACCUGCUGAGCACCGACUAAAUCUGACUACUGAGCCAAUUAUAACAUAAUCUAUAACUACAUAAUCACCAUAACUCUUGCACCGUUUACACAGAGGCAUCCAUGCAGAGCUGCAUUAUUAUGUUGUAUUUAUCUGUAUAGAAAGACAUUUUGGCAAUGAUAGAUGCUCUUGAGUGUUUCCUUUUGACACAAUAAAGUCAGUUAUUGUGUUCAUAUAUUUA